Molecule: messenger RNA, 1262 nt
Organism: Prorocentrum cordatum
Lineage: Eukaryota; Dinophyceae; Prorocentrales; Prorocentraceae
Source: the annotation of a GenBank genome assembly
GGACGAAAGAGGGAGGCCAUGGACGAACAGCCUCUGGUCUGCCACCUUCGCCGCGCUAUGCGGUGCCUCCACGGCGCCCGAGGCGGAGCGCAGAGGCCGAGCGGAGUCCUGCCACCUGCGCGAGGCCGCACCGCGGCGGGCAGGCCCGCCGAGCGCGCCACGAACGGCGACGGCGCGGAGCGCACAAAGGGAGCCGCUCCGGAGGGCGAGCCCCUCGAUAAUCGAGGAGGGGGAGGAGGAGGAGCAGGAGGAGGAGGAGGACAAGGAGCAAAAGGACAAGGGCGAGGAGAAGGUUGAAAGCGCGAGCGCGGGCGCGGAUAUCCCAAGAAUCAACUGCACGGUGGAGAGACAUAGCUGACAACUGUGGGACACGCAGCGGCAAAUGCAAGUGUCACGCCGACCUACCCCACUACGGAAACGCUCCAUUGGGGUCGAUGCCAUUCUUCUCGAACCAACCCUCCUUCCCGAGCUCCUUCGCGUACUUGCACGCCAUGUCGUAAGGCUCCCCGUAGCAGUCUGACAGCUUCUUCCCGAUGUACCACAUACAGGACUGGCAAUCUUCCCAGCACCAGUGGGCACCGUCCCGCCUAUGCGGGCGCCCUUUGCAGAGAUUGUAGCAUUUAGUCGACAUGUUGUGCUUGGCCAUCAAGUAGACGCUCCCGAUGCAGGUGGCGCACGGCGUGGACACGGGGAAGUACGACUGGUAGCACGGCACAAACCCAGAAGUACCCGUCAUGUCCCACGACCCAGAAGCCUCGGCCCCCGUGUAGCAAGACCCUGUCUUGAAAUCCCCCGCGCGCAUGGCUGGUGGCAACUUCUUCUUCGCCUGCUUCAAGGCCAUAUCGUUGAGGAUCGUCAUGUCGGCGCUGGUGCACUGUGCUGUGCUACUAAGCGGCCAAGCAGCCGAGCCACUGUAAGUGUCGCCAGGGCUCAGUGGCGCCUUCCACGGCCCUGCCAGAUCCGACGUCUCGGUGAUCUUGCGGCCCUCUCCGACGAGCUGCUGCUCCUCCUCCUCCUUCGCCCGUCCAACGAAUUCGAAGAAGCCGCCGAAGUCAUACACUGCAUCAUCCUCCUUGCCGUCGGCAUCCACGACUGCUCCAUCCGAGAGCACACUCAGCUGGGUAGUCACUGGCAGGGAGGCAAGAACGAGUGCCCACCGGGAGCUCAUCGCGUGCUGACAAGUUAUCGGCGCAGCAGGCCAAAUUCAGUAGAGUUAUGCGUGCAGUCUGGUUUUCAGGUCUGUCUGAGCCGACGUGGCUACU